UGAAAUCUAGGUAGGGAAGAUGUAUUCUGAGAUAUUUGAGAUCUCAACUGGAGUAAUUAAAAGAAUAUAAUGAAGCAGUGAAGACCAGGGGGUGGCAGUAAAUGCAACGACACGGAGGACAGCUGCAGUUUAAAACCCAAAGAAGGAGAAGAAGAUGGCAUCCACCGACCAACCUGAUCCACCAACACAGCCUGGCCUUCUACCUGGAGAUGAUGCAGCAGCUCCCCCCAGAGAAGCACUGAUUACCACUGCUGUAAAAUUUCUACAGAACCCAAAAGUACGUCAGAGUCCCUUGGCCACCAGAAAAGCCUUCUUGAAGAAAAAAGGGCUGACGGAUGUGGAGGUAGAGUUGGCCAUCCAGCGCUCUGGCAGCACAGAAGAAAUCCUGCCUUUGAGCCCUGUGGGGCCCCCACAUCCACUCCAUGCUACUCAUCUGGUUCCUGCACCACACAGUCCAACAGGCUACAGAUGGAGAGACUAUGGUGCCUUCACCAUCAUUAUGGUGGGCAUCGCCUUUGGCUUUCAUCACCUCUACAAAAAAUACAUCCUUCCCCUCAUUAUGGGCAGCCGAGAGGACAAGAAGCAUCUGCAGAGGAUGGAGAGCAACAUUGCGGCAAUGAGUGGCACGCUGACACAGACAGUAAGCCAGCUGCAGCAGACCCUGGUCUCCAUCCAGGAGCUCCUGGUCCAGCAGCAGCAAAGGAUCCAGGAGCUCUCUCAGGAACUGGCUACAGCAGAGGCAUCGUCUUCAACCAGCCGUGUCCUGGACAACCAAACAGUUGGAGAGCUGAAGGCUGAGAUCAUCUCUUUGAAGGGAUUACUGCUCAGCAGAAAACAAUUCCCUUCCACACCGACUAUUCCUAAGAUCCCCGCAUGGCAGAUUCCCCUGAAGCCGCCUUCAGCACCCGGCUCGCCGUCCAUCAACAACAGCAGCAGCGACAUCUCUCCUGUCAGUAACGAGUCUGCAAACUCCUCCCCCGUUAAAGAUGGACACCACAGCCCCCAGGAUGCACUGGGAGGGCCUGAUGGAGCUCAUGGUAUCAACGGCGAUGUCGGCACAACGCUGCCCCUGGACCUGAAGGAUCAAGUCCGCAUGGAGGUUCAGGGGGAGGAGGAGAAAAAGGAGGAAGAGGAUGAUGUCAGCCACGUUGAGGAGGAGGAGGAGGAGGAGGGUCUAAGCAUGCAGACAGAGGAUCGAAGAGGUGGGGAUGGACAGAUUAACGAACAGGUGGACAAACUGAGGCGGCCCGAGGGUGCCAGCAAUGAGAGCGAGGUGGAUUAGACAACAGUAGAAAGCACAAAAAUACUCUCCAAACACAGCUUCUCAUCUCUGCUGACAGCUUUGUUUCAUUCUGCUCCUCUCUGCUCGCGCUCAUCCUGUUUGUUUUUCUAUGUUUUAAAUCCGUCCUCACUGUCUGUUUCCACUUGUAACAUCUUAAUCUUGAGCAAAAUGAGGAGGUGUGGGUGUGAGAAAGUGAAAAACUGACAAAUAUCAGUGUCUAGUUGACGCGCAGCUUACCUCAAUUUAGUUUUCAUCAUGCAAACUAAAUGAUUGUAUGCCGAGCCAAGUACCACAUUGUGACGUUUCUAUGUAAGGAGAAGUGACGGGUAGUCAAAUCAAACUUAUUUCGAAAUGCUUGAUGCAGUACUAAGAGUACGUGACUUACUGCUUUUAAUUUUCAUGAUUUGAUCAGAUAAUUCACAGCUUUGCCGUGGUGCCCUUGUAGUUGUACUAAAGCUCUUACAGACCAAAGAGGUAGUGUUGCACAGACUCUCUCUCUCCUCUAUAGUGCAGCUGUAGGUCAGGAGUCAUAUGUUGGUACUUCGGUCUCAAAGUUACCGUGAGCUUCCAGAGAAGCAUUAGCAGAGUUUGUCUCCCCUGUUGAUGGCAAUAGGAGAGGACAAGCUCUUCCAGGGCCGGAGCUUUUAGCCUCUUUUAUGUGUCCUUUCGCAUUGGUGUCAGUCUGUCAAUAAUUCACAAGGCCAGCAGGGUGGCAUUUGGGUGAAAUAAAAGCCCUGAAAUUCGAGAUUAGAAUGUGAUGACGGGCUUUGUUCCAUGCCGGUGUCAGAGUGCUCAUACACUCAAAGGAGGGGAAGAUGAAUGUUUUUUUUCCUUUUUCACUGAGGGCUGAAUUGUGCAUCUUUGCGGGAGCGUGUUUGUGCGUGGCAGGCGAGAAAAAACCCAGGCUGUCUGCUGAGCUGUAUCUGUGUCUCCAGCAGGGCAGCUGAUUUGGUUUGUGAAGUAUGUUAAUAAUCAAAUGAUCAACAAAUAACAGAUGUAUUAGUUCAUGCAGCUUGAAAUGUCAAGGAGGCUAAAAGCGGAAAUCUAAUACAGAAAGCCCAGUUGCAUUGUAUUAUUUUCCGUGACAAACCCUGCGGUCCAAAUUAUGUAGGGCCUCCUACAGUGAGUAAUCUUUACAGAAAACGGCGCCAAUAUUUUGUAAUUAAGCUGCAGUAAGACAACGAGGGCUGCCACAGAUGGAAGUUGCAGAACUUGUAUCACUUUUUUUUUUCUUCUUCUCAGUGUGGAGGUGGAUGGGGGAAGUUUAAAAAAAAUGCCCCAUGAUUGAAAAGGAAAGUAAUAAAUGAAUACUUGACUUAUUGAAUUACUCACUCCGUCUCCAGCUAACAAGAAGACUCCAUGAGUGAGAAGAAGGGAUAUCAGCUCUCGUGCCAUUUCCACCUCCAUCACAUGGCCUCUUAGGAACACAGAAAAGGUAGACGGGCACUGCACAUUUCUGUGUGACACCAGUUCUCAUCUGCAGAUUAUGUUUACUUGUGUUGAUUGACUUUAUGUUAAAAGUGUCUAAUAAUGAGGCAAUGACAUUGCAGUUUGCUGUAAAAUAUAUAUUUUUGAUUUCUUUGAAAUUAAUUUGUAUGGAUGGAUAAGGUUGUUUGACGAAGUGCAGAAUCAAGAGGUGUAAGUAAUGCUUCUUCAACACUGUGGUUUCAGUGAUUGGUCUGCUCUGUAACCUGCUGAUUACUAUCUGAAUUUCAUCCAAAGUGUACAUAGGUGUAAUAAAUUUGGUUUGUCUGAAAUAUCUGAUAUAUUCAUUUUAAACCAACUGGACACAAAAUACUACUGUAUGCUACUAUUAAAGGACAAACAUAGUAUCACUGGGAUUUCCAUGUUUAUAUUUUACAUUUCUUGAAUUCUGUUCCUGUCACUGUAACAUCUGGAAAAUAGAUUUUUGUUUGUCUUUUUUUCUUUCAUUUAUGUAUUGUCAAACAUACUCAAAAUAAAAAAAUACUCAAAUACUUGACUUGCAGCAAAGAACAGGGUGCUGGUUUAAAAUCACAAUUGAGUAAAAAUGUACUUAAUUUGUGUUUCAAUCCAUCCAGUUAACAUUAAAGGAAAGAAAAGUGCACAAA
Messenger RNA from Larimichthys crocea (large yellow croaker), 3372 nucleotides. It is a transcript of the gene pex14, whose product is annotated as peroxisomal biogenesis factor 14. The transcript is spliced from 9 exons. Gene Ontology annotation, molecular function: signaling receptor binding. NCBI's taxonomy places the organism in Eukaryota, Metazoa, Chordata, Actinopteri, Sciaenidae. The record is from RefSeq and is a predicted model, not a curated record. The coding region runs from base 155 to 1282 and encodes 375 amino acids. Gene Ontology annotation, cellular component: peroxisomal membrane; peroxisomal importomer complex. Gene Ontology annotation, biological process: protein import into peroxisome matrix, docking.